This is a messenger RNA of Maylandia zebra (zebra mbuna), 920 nucleotides long. The record is from RefSeq and is a predicted model, not a curated record. Lineage: Eukaryota; Metazoa; Chordata; Actinopteri; Cichliformes; Cichlidae.
CACACUUUCAGCUGGAAAGUACCGAAGUGAAGGAGAAAGCGAAAGAAUGAAAAGAGGGCGCGGACGUCUCCAAACUGCCUCCGUGGACUGCAGCCAAGUGUAAAAAGGUGUUUUUCAGGCCUUUCUCUGUAGCUGCACCCCGGUCUGAGCCAACCCUUCAAGGCCAAACGCCACAACACGCCAAUAAAAACUGCGUUUCGUUUCACAGGAAACAAAAGUGAAACUAGUUCAGAGCAGACAGCAGCCGGCCUGUGAAGAUGGCCGGCGUACACUCCUAUCCUCUGCUCGUUGAGCUCGAAGAAACCAAAAUACCCAGAUUAAAAAUCAAGUUAGUGAAAUACUUUCAAAGUAAGAAAUCUAACGGUGGUGGCGAGUGUGAGGUGGAGUAUGAAAAUGGCAGCAGGACGGCGAUGGUGCGCUUCCGGAGAGAGGAGGAUCAGAGAAACGUUCUGGCCAAAGAGUCGCAUCAGAUCAGUUUGGAAAAAGGCGUUUUGAAGCUGACGGUCCGCUUACCCACGGAAGAGAAAUCAUCACGGGAAACUCCGUCUGAUAAAGAUAAGAAGAAAUCAGAUGUUGCUGCAGACAAACAGGCGAGUGCUGAUAAAAGCAACCCGACAGUUCAAACAGAAACAGAAGGCGGAGACGAUGAUACAGCAGAUGAAGAGCCAUGUUCCACCUCGGCCGUUUUAGGGAAUAUUCUUGAUAAUACCAACCAGGAGUUCUUGGAGAUGCUGGUGGAAAACAUCACUAAGUCUCAUGACUUCACUUUGGAAUUCUUUCCUGACAUCUCCUCUGCUGUGGUGACUUUCCAGAGUGGAGAAGAAAAUGCUAAUUUUGUGGCAAAAUGCCCCAAAACAAAUGUUCACCAAGAAGGGAUUUUCUGUUCAACCUCUCGAAGUCACAAAGCAAGUUCUAGUUGA